Molecule: messenger RNA, 4308 nt
Organism: Micropterus dolomieu (smallmouth bass)
Lineage: Eukaryota; Metazoa; Chordata; Actinopteri; Centrarchiformes; Centrarchidae
Gene: adam19b
Product: ADAM metallopeptidase domain 19b
Exons: 23
Coding region: 524-3391 (955 amino acids)
Biological process (GO): membrane protein ectodomain proteolysis
Molecular function (GO): metalloendopeptidase activity
Source: RefSeq, a predicted model, not a curated record
UCACCGCGAGCCGCUGGUUGCAAUUCGCAACCCUCACCACUAGAUGCCACUAAAACUUACACACUGAACCUUUAACUCUAAGAAGACAUAGAGUAUAAACAUGAUGAUGUAUAGAAUACGAAUAAAAAUUCUAGUCUACAAGGAUAUUUUUUUCUUUUGCAGUGUCUAAGAUUAAGAUAAUGCUCCAUAAAGUGGUCCACAAUAGCCUCUUUGCAUUUCUAAUAUGAUUAUUUCAGUGUCUUGUUGCUCACUCGCAUCUUUUUUAUCACAUCCUGGCUUGUUUUGCCUCACCUCGACAGCUCACUGCCCCUCCUCUCCAUGAGUGGAUUACGAAGGGGAGGAGAGAGAAAGAAAGAGAGAUGUGAGACCGGUGGUCUGCAAGCAUCUCAUCCAGACGAUCAGCAGCUAUCGCGAUGUCACACCGGCGGCGUUUUCCCCGUCUGUAGUGAAACACCCAGGCGAGUUUAUACUGCACAUUUAUGUCUCAGUUUAGCAAAUUCAUUUGGAGCCGAUUGUUGUUAGAAUGCGUCCAGGAGCGCGUCCUCUUCUCGACGCUGUGCAGUCCACCCUGUGUCUGUGUCUCGUAGUUUUCCUGCACUGUGUUGAGGCUGCUGGAUCUGAAGGCGCUGUUUACAAUGGAGAGAAUAAGCAGGGUUCACUGAGGAGCAUCCUUGAGCAUGUACAGAGUUAUGAGAUUACUUAUCCCAUAUGGCUGCAUCCUCACAGACACAGGAGGUCUGCCAACACAGAGCAUCCUACAGAGGCUCAAGUUCUGAUCUCAGCUGAGGGCCUGGAGCUCAGACUACACCUGGACAAAAAUGAGCAGCUGUUGGCCCCUGGAUAUCAGGAAAUAUGGUACACUCCUGAUGGAGCCCGCAAGUCCUCCUCUCCUGCCAGCACUGGACACUGUUUCUACCAUGGGAAGGUUCUGGGCAUGCAAGGCUCAAGUGUUGCUGUUAGCACAUGCUCAGGACUCAGGGGACUGAUUUCUCUGAACACGAGCGUCAGCUACCUGAUAGAGCCUCUUCCUGUUUCCACGGAUGCACAGCAGCAGCACGCUGUGUUCAGAGCCGAGCAUCUCCAUCUACCCAGAGGUAGCUGCCUUCAUCACCAUGGCGACAAGGAGCAUGAGGGGGGGCUUGAUGAUUUCAUCCAUGGAAUGAUGUCAGCACGGAGCAGGAGGGAAAGAAGGGACCUGAGCCAGAAUAUGAAGUAUGUAGAGCUGCUGAUAGUGGCAGACAAGGCUGAGUUUGAGAAGCAUGGGGGUAGUCUCGAGAAGACCAAACUGAAAUUACUGGAGGCGGCCAAUUUGGUUGACAAGUACUACAAGGCUUUGAAAAUCCGUGUGGCAUUAAUCGGUCUGGAGGUGUGGACCAGCCAGGACAUGAUCAACGUUUCAGACAAUCCUCACAGCACUUUGGCAUCAUUCCUGUCCUGGAGACGCAAACAGCUCCACGCUCUCCCCAACGACAAUGCUCAGCUCAUCACAGGGAGGGCGUUCCAGGGCACCACCAUCGGGCUGGCACCUCUCAAAGCAAUGUGCUCCGACUACCAGUCUGGUGGAGUGAACACGGACCACUCAGAGUCAGCUGUGGGUGUAGCCGCCACCAUGGCACACGAGAUGGGCCACAACUUCGGUAUGAGCCACGACAGUACAGGCUGCUGCCAGGCGAGGGCCGAAGACGGUGGUUGUAUCAUGGCUGCUGCUACUGGGCAUCCAUUCCCACGCGUGUUUAAUGACUGUAACCUGAAGGAGCUGAAGAGCUACCUGAGCUCUGGAGGAGGGAAGUGUCUCUUCAAUCUGCCAAACACCAGAUCCAUGUAUGGAGGGCAGCGCUGCGGCAAUGGUUACCUGGAGGAUGGAGAAGAAUGUGACUGUGGAGAAGAAGAGGAGUGUACCAGUCCCUGCUGUAAUGCCAACAACUGCACUCUAAAAGCUGGUGCUGAGUGUGCCCACGGCAUCUGCUGUCAUAACUGCAAGUUGAAGAGCCCAGGUGUGCUGUGUCGUGCUCCCUCGGGGCCGUGUGACCUAGCAGAGUACUGCGAUGGGAAGGCAGAGUCUUGUCCUGCUAAUUUCUAUUUAGUGGAUGGUACAUGGUGUGCAGGCGGGCAGGCCUACUGUUACACCGGCAUGUGUCUGACCCUGGAGCAGCAGUGCCUGUCUCUUUGGGGACAAGAUGGCCGGCCAGCCCCUGACCUGUGUUUUAAGAAGGUAAACGAAGCUGGGGACAUGUAUGGGAACUGUGGCAAAGAUCUGUUUGGGAAGUACAGAAGCUGUAAGGACAGGGAUGCUCAAUGUGGGAAAAUCCAGUGUUUAACUUCAGCCCCCAAGCCCAUUGAGAACAAUGCUGUUCGCAUAGAAACCACUGUCAGUAUGGGCAACAAGAAGAUCAAGUGUAUGGGAACACACGUGUACAAAGCUGACGAGGAGGCACAGGGCGACACUCUGGACCCAGGCCUGGUUAUGACGGGCACCAAGUGUGGUGAUGGCUCGAUUUGUUUUAAUGGAGAAUGCCGCAAUGCAUCUUUCCUCAGAGCUGAUGAGUGCAAUGCCAAGUGCCAUGGACACGGGCUGUGCAACAACAAUCAUAACUGCCACUGUGAUGCGGGCUGGGCUCCCCCUCUGUGUGACCAGAGUGGAUCAGGGGGUAGUGUAGACAGUGGACCUGUCAUCAGCCACAACAAUCUCCUUCCAGUCCUGCUGGUGCUCCCUCUGUUUCUUUUUGUACUUUUGGCUGCUGUUGGACUUUGGUGCUGCUACAGACAUAAACUCCACCCACUGAAAACCUCUGCUCCACUUCCAGUGCCAACUUGUUCAGUUCCGGUCGAGGGCAAACCUCUGUAUGCUGGCGGUCAUGUGAGCGGUCAUGCUAACCCCGCAUUCUUACUAAAAACACAGGACUCAGACCACUUGGGGAAAUCCUCGCCUCGUCCGAGCCCGUCUUGUCAAACUCGGUCAAGACAUGCUAUUGUACGUCCAGCAGUGAAGCCUCCUCCUGUACCUGCAUAUGCUUCAGAGCAGAAAGAGCAGACUCCUCAGCCCAAGAUCCAGCCUGAAGCUUCUGCAAAGAGACAAUAUUCUCCUCAGACUUACACUUCACCUACCGUUAAAAAUGCACAGCUGGCCGAGCAGAAACGAAACCAGGCUCCUCCACCACCUUCAGGGCCUCCACCUAUACCUUCCCUGGAACUCAAAUCCCACUCACAGUAUUCAGCAGUACCCAAACCCCGACCAGACCCCCCAAACAGACCUCCACCGCCUUGUCCUGUCAACAAGCCAUCAGUGGACCAGCAAAAAAAGAAAGGCCUGCCCAUUACCACAAAUGCCCUGCAAAGAGGAAAAGCUGCUUUGGCGCCAUCUGCAGGACAGAAAAAGCCAAAUAGAACCUAAGAGCUCAGGGAGACGUUGCAGACCACCACUUACAUCCAAUAAUGGACUGCCUAAAACUGUCUUUUUAUGAAUAUUGUCAGCUGUCCAUGAAAAUGUGGCACGGAGAGAUAUAAUGAAUACUUGUACACUGUGGGUCUGUGGAUUACAGUGUAUUUACAUGGAUAUGUAUUGAGGAAUGGUAGAAUUACAGCAAAUCAUAUGCCGCGUUCCAGACUGCUUGGAACUGGGAAAUUUCCAAGUUGAACUUCCAACCUCAAGGCGUUCCAGGUGUAUGGUGGUACAUGACGCCGAAAGUGAAAAAAAAACAUGGCUGACUGUGACAAAGUGUACACACAGUUGCACCCUCAGCAGUGCUUUUGGUGUUACUUAAAAGGAUGGCAGUUUAAAUGCAAACAACUGACAUAAAUAGCCUAUACAUUACUAGUUAACUGUGUACCCCUCUAGCUGCAACAGUUGGUAAUCCUCAAGUCAGUCAGUUUUGUAGGUUACACUUCCUAACGUUAUGCAUUUUUAACAAUAACUUUUAUGCAGAGAAGAUGCCUUUAUGAGAUUCUUUACUGUAGCCAGCUACCUAAUAGGCCUAACAUAUUUCUACAUCAAUGUAUAUGCAACAGGUUUUACUAUAUGAUUGUAUUAUUUUAAUUUACACAUGCAAAUAUACUUUUUGUUGCCUUUUAGUUUAUGGUUUACCAUUUACAAUGUGUGCUUCCAUGGGUGCUGACAUUGUUUUGUGAUAUAAUUCAACUGCUACUCUUGAAGUCAGGGUACAUAUUUUUUUCUCCGAGUUCACAAGUAGUCAAUCCGACUUCAAGUGGCGUUCCAGGAUAUUUCUAGCUGGAGGUUGGAAAUUUCCCAGUUCCGAGUUGCCUGGAACGCAGCAUUAGUACAUGUCCCAAUAAAUAUGAUUUAAGUGUUUA